Messenger RNA from Aricia agestis (brown argus), 1494 nucleotides. RefSeq lists its product as uncharacterized. Bases 116 to 1006 code for a protein of 296 amino acids. NCBI's taxonomy places the organism in Eukaryota, Metazoa, Arthropoda, Insecta, Lepidoptera, Lycaenidae. The record is from RefSeq and is a predicted model, not a curated record. Gene Ontology annotation, molecular function: zinc ion binding; mRNA binding. Gene Ontology annotation, biological process: negative regulation of translation; oogenesis. The transcript has 7 exons. Gene Ontology annotation, cellular component: perinuclear region of cytoplasm.
UGUUGUGUUGCGCUAUAUAUUGUGGACGGUCGACUAGAAAGUUCUUUUACAGUUCGUCGUUGACUCUAGUCGGUUCGCAAAGAUCUAAGUAUUUUAUUUUGAAAGUUGACUUGAAAUGGACAUUGUUGAAGGAAAAUUAAUUUUUAGUUCGGCGAACGAGAAUCAAACGGUACCAACCACUACGGAGAGUUUCUCCCUGGCGGACAGUAUGGGCAGACACGGUGAGCCUCAGGCGACGUUCUCGCCGCUCGCCACACCCUUUCAGACCCGCGUUGGCAACGACCUGCUGACCAUGGGACAGGAGCCCCGGGCUGCCGAUACAGCCCCAGCGACGUCGGAGAUCGAAGAUGUGCUGAUGAACCUGCGACUCAACAACGACAUGCUGUUCAACGACGACCACAACAACCAUAACUACUUCAUGGGCAACAGCCGCGAGCCCAGCACUCCCACCAGCAACAUCUGGAGCGAGGGCGGCAGCCGCAACGGCGAGAUGAUCGACACCUUCGACUUCCUCAUCAAGAGUCUGUCGUCGGCCAACAACUACGUGUCGAUGCUGACUCGGGAGCAGCUGUCGGUGCUGCGCGCGAUCCGGCCGGGCCUGCUGUACGAGUUCCUACAGGAGGUGGCCAAGGUCCGCAGCGACCGCCGCAUGCGCCGCGCGCUGCCCAAUGAGUGCGCAUUCUGCAAGAACAAUGGCGAGAAUGAGGAGAGCUACUCGUCGCACGCGCUGAAGGACUGGCGCGGGCGCGUGCUGUGCCCCGUGCUGCGCGCGUUCCGGUGCCCGCGGUGCGGCGCCACCGGCGACCGCGCGCACACCAUCAAGUACUGUCCCGACAACGGCGAGCCUGCAGGUAUGGAGCGCACCGGCAGCCUGCUGUCCCGUCGUCGUCCGUCAGCCUCGCUGCCGAUCGGCACGAGCCGCGUCUGCAGCGCCCCCGCCACCCCCGCGCCCUCACCCGCCCCCAACAACUUCACCUCCGUCUGGUCUGCCUUCGGAAUGAAUUAAAACCGGUAUCGAGCGACGCAAACUAGUUUUAUCCGGUUUAGAGCAACUCAAACUUGUUUUAUCCGGUAAAGAGCAGCGAUAACUAGAUUUAUCCGGUUACAACCAAGUCAAACUAGUAUUUUCGCCGUCGGAUUGAACUAGACGCAACCGGUGUAAAGCAGCACAAACUAGUUCUAUCCGGUUAGAAGCAACACGGACCAUCAUCCAGGUGGAACCAGAUAAAACUAGCUUGCUUUCUAUAGAAAAUUGUGAUACCUUCACUUCAAAAAAAAAAUAUAUACUUAGAUAUCCAAAUUAUAUUUUCAUUUGGAUGCUUUUGAGUUAACCAUAAUAAAGGGAAUGAGCUUCAUACUAUUUACUUUGUUCAUUUAACUAUACUUGUGUAGAAUAAUGAACAUAACACCAUCUGUUGAUAACUGUACAUUCUGGUAUAAGUAUGCCUGUCAUACUAGACCUGAAUUAAUACAACUUUCAACGCCAUAGCUCUU